Molecule: messenger RNA, 2293 nt
Organism: Sarcophilus harrisii (Tasmanian devil)
Lineage: Eukaryota; Metazoa; Chordata; Mammalia; Dasyuromorphia; Dasyuridae
Product: carcinoembryonic antigen-related cell adhesion molecule 5-like
Source: RefSeq, a predicted model, not a curated record
AAAAUCCUUCAGGAGGAAGUAAUGGCUCCACACUCUCUGGAGGGGCCAUUGCCGGCAUUGUGAUUGGAGUUCUAGCUGGAGUUGCUCUCAUUGGGGCCUCAUCUAUUUCCUCUUCUUCAGAAAGACUGGAGGGUCAGACCUUCUCUGACAGCUCACCUAAAAUGACUGAGGAAGUACCCUAUGCCUCCGUGAACUUCAAUGCCCAGAAACCAGCUGCCAAGACUCAGUACCCAUCAUCCAUGGACACCGUUUAUUCUGAAAUCAAAAAGUAAUGAACUGGUCCUUUUUCUCUGCACUAUGGACAGAUGUAUUUAUUGUGAUCUUCCUUCAACUUCUCAAGUCCUGAGACUCCAACCUUGUAAAGCCCAGCUCUACCACAUUACCACCAAACUCAGGGAAGGAAGAGGAGAGCCCUCCCCUUCACCUCCUGGAGGCUGCCCAGGCGGACCCUUCCCUUUCAUUGUCAACAGAAGGCAGGGACAUAUUUGGUGCUUUUCUGAAACUCCCUUUCCCUUCCUCCUCAAAAGUUGGCACCAUGAAUCUAGGAGAGGGUGACUACCAAGACAUGUCACCCCUGGUACUCUCUAGUCACACAGGUGGGCCCAUUCUUCAGUCCUGGCACUAGUCCAUCGAGUUAGGAUAAUGUGAACUGGGGCUGUUGCCCGGCCCUGACCAGAAAUCAGCAGAGGAAGGAGCAGCUUUGGACUCAGGACUCAGGCUCUGCAGCUUACACCAUUCUCCUGCCUGGGAGACUUUCCUCCUUUCUGCCUCAGUUGCUUCCUCUGUAUAAUGAGGAAUUUGGAUUGAUAAUCUCUAAGGACUCUUACAGUUCUAGACUCUGUGACCCUGUGUCAGUAUCUAACAGAAUUUCUGGAAGAUAAAAGAAUGGACCACACCAUCAGCCCAGCCACAGGUUUCCAUUUCCUACCUAGACUUGGCUGUCCCUGGCCUUCCCUCCCUGCCCCCAAGCCGGAGUGGGGCGGGAGCUCUGAGACCAUGUUUAGCUGGCACUUUACUACCGAACUCAGGGAGGGGAAUGUUUCCAGUCCUUAUGCCUCUCCCAGUUUCCUGAGCACUACCAGAAAGCUAUUAGCCAGGCCCUAAGGGGAUUUCCUAAUGGAAAAGGCGAAAGUCCAGCCAGCUGAGCUUUCAAAGUUAUUACCAUCUCUGUUGGGGGAAGUUGUCCAGAGAGAUUACAAGGGACCAGAUUCUGGAAUGAGUCAGCAACCUCUUCCAGAAAAAAAUGCAGUGGGGGCUGGGCAGAGGAAUCCAGACUAGGCUCAGGCAGGAUUGUUGGGACAUGGCAAAUGUCUUGUCCUUUCUCUGGAUCUUUUCAGGCCCAGGGAGUUAGGAAGUGGGGCUGAGGGCACUCUGUUAUUUUCUUUUAACUGCUUUAUCUGACCUGCCUGCUUCCAAUCCACUCAAUGUACUUUCCCCUGCUCCCUGGGGUUUCCCAGGGAUUUCUUCAAGGUCUCUAGAAAGGGAUAAAGAGAGAGUAUCAUCUCUAAGGGCUCAUCAAUCAGUUCCACUGUGCCCACAACUUCUCCUCCCCCAACACCCAUGCACACCAUCCACUGCCUCUCACCCCUGCAUUCUCUCUCAGGAAACAAUGGCCUCUAACUAAAGGAUGUUGUGUGGGUGGGUUUAGGUCCCUGGAGGAUUGGGAGCUCCCCCAGGGGCUGUGUUUACACUACCACUCACAUGGGCAACACAAAUAGCACGCUGUUGCUGAGGUCUCUUGGGGAUGGUGAAGGAUGCAAGCCACUACUUGCCUUGCCCAAGCAUUGGGGAUCUUUCUCUGGGAGCUCCAUCUAUCACAAGUAAAUCUAUAACACACACACACACACACACACACACACACACCACUUAGAAUCACAGAAUAAUCAUAGAAUUGUGGGAGAUCCCUAAAGUCCAAUUCUAAGCAGAGAAUCAAACCAGAGAGAGUAGAGAAGGAUGAACUCAGCUUCCUAUCCAGCUUUCUACAGGGUUGCAUAGGAAAGUUUUCCAUCCAAUACUUAAUUUCACCCUAAAUCUGAAUGUACUCUCUUCAUAGAGAAAAUUCACAUAGUUGAAACACCUCUUCCCUGACUCACCGUGAUCCAAAAACUGUACUCCCUCUCUCCAGAUCCGACCUGUGGUAUUUAAUUUUACAUGCCCCAAGAAUGUUUCUCUCUGUGUAUCUUUCUCCCCCUCCCUUCUCCACCCUAUGUCUUUUUCUGCUGCUGUUGACUGUUUGUAAAAUUGAUUUGCUAUCUAUUUAUAAUAAAAAAAAAUUAUACCAUUCAAACAUGAA